Molecule: messenger RNA, 3338 nt
Organism: Myxozyma melibiosi
Lineage: Eukaryota; Fungi; Ascomycota; Lipomycetes; Lipomycetales; Lipomycetaceae
Product: Sodium/calcium exchanger protein-domain-containing protein
Exons: 3
Coding region: 256-3198 (980 amino acids)
Biological process (GO): monoatomic cation transport; transmembrane transport; intracellular calcium ion homeostasis
Cellular component (GO): membrane
Molecular function (GO): monoatomic cation transmembrane transporter activity
Source: RefSeq, a predicted model, not a curated record
CUUGAGUCACAGCUCUAUCAGCUGUCGAAGUAUCUCGAUUUUGAUCUUCACUCCACACACCUACUCUAAUUCAGUCUGGCGGAACUCAUUCGGAUCCACUGACCUGUCGGAGGGUUUCCUAUGUGACUUUGGAAACAAUAUGAAUAAAUUAUCCGUCUUUUUUGAUCUCGAGAGUACUAUUUAAAUUGCUUUGCGAUUGACGGCGAAGUCGACGAGCCAAAGCCGAUAUCGAGAAUAUCCAGCGCGGUCACCAACAUGAGUUUACUUCACCGCCGUUCCGGACGCAUCUCGGUAUUACGAUGCUUCUUGCUGUUCGGAACAUGCCUGUGUGGUGUUCUGUAUCUCAAUAUGGUGCGGACUGCUGCGAUCACGUCAUUAGAGCACUCCGCCGCAGCUGUUUCAAAGGCAGCGGCGAUCAGCUAUUCGUCUACUGACUCCAUUUUCUAUAACGAAGUUGAGUGCAAGGAUAUCAAUAAGGUCGCCGAUCAGUGCGCGUUUGCAAAAACAUACUGCACGGAUGACGAGAUCGGCUUUUUCAACUACAUCGAGUUCUAUUAUUGUUCUCCGACCACUCUCCGCCUACCAAUAUUUCUCAUCCUUUCUAUCUGGCUGAUAACCGUUUUUACCACUAUCGGAAUAACUGCCUCGGACUUUCUUUGUCCCAAUUUGAACACCAUUUCUCAGAUAUUCGGCAUGUCUGAAAGUCUAGCAGGUGUUACACUACUUGCCCUUGGAAAUGGUUCGCCUGAUGUUUUCAGCACAUAUGCUGCUAUGAAAGCUGGCAGUGGAUCUUUAGCUGUCGGUGAACUGAUAGGAGCUGCUUCAUUUAUAACAUCCGUCGUCGGUGGUUCUAUGGCAAUCAUCUGUCCUUUCUCGGUUGAUCGCGCAUCAUUCAUACGAGAUCUUGGGUUUUUCACUGUCGCGGUAGCAUUCGCGAUGUACUGCUUGCACGAUGGAUAUAUCGCCUGGUGGGAGUGCGCGGCUAUGGUCGGGUUCUAUCUGACUUACGUUGUUUUCGUUGUUUCCUGGCAUUGGUGGCUCACGCGGGGUCUUCAACUGCAUGCCGGAAACCGCUCAUACGAUGAUGUCUAUGGCGCUCCCCUUCAACCUUCGUUAUCCAAUACCAGCAUUCCUUCGUUUUACUCUGAUAUUGUCAACAGCGGGGGCGUGAUGUCUGCAGACGACCUUGAGUCUGCCCCAUUACUGCCCCAGAAUUCCCUGGCAACAAGUGUGGAGAUAGAGCGUGCUGUUGAUCGCUACGCUCUUCGACCAAUAAAUGAUGAAAGACAUGAGAAUAUCAACCAAGUCAUGCACAUUCGGAGGCCGCAAGGGGAUACCGCUACCAAUAAUCUCCCUGGCUACAGCGAAUCUCCAGGAAAUCUCACCUCCUCCACUCCAAUCAGAGCUUCUCUAAUUGGCGCCUUGGAUCUGAGAUCUGCAGUUGAGCGCGGUCGUCUGACCAGUAACACGUUAUCAGACGAAAAUCCAGGGAAACUGUACUCGCGACUCUCGCGAUCAACAAGCCGAGGGCACCCAGCAUAUCAUUCAAAAGACAGAAGGCAUCACAGUAUGCAGAUAUCAACAAAUUACCAACACGCUGCCGCGGCGCUGCGCACAGACAGUGAAUCUCCGCAUUCUAACAGCACACAAACCGAAACUUCUCGUCCUCAACACAACCGCUCUUAUUCGUCUGAUAACGUUUCUGGGUCGAGAGACUCCAAACUCCUGUCUCCUACAUCAGCCGCCGAUGACCACUGGUAUAGAGGGGGACGGCCUCCAUAUGAAAUGUACAGAAUCGAAAAUACGGCACAGCACUCAAGCGCACAUCGACCGUCCUUAUCGCUAGUGACCAGUGGAAGUGGUCAUUCUGGUCCUCUCACAGCCGGGUCGAUACAAUCACGCGCAGGCCGAGAGACUCGCUCACGCUCUAACUCCGUCGACAGACGACCUCGUUCGCCAUCGCCAUAUGACCGUUUCUUGUCUUUUAUGCCGACGUCCGCGCUACAGCCACCAGAGAUUCCAGUUGGCUCGAGUAGACUUCAUGAGGAUGAUCUGAUGGCUGAUGACGAUCGUAUGCAAGAAACAGAUGCCAUGUUAUCUCCUUUGAGUCACAGUCAGCACCUGAGUUUACCUUCUGCUAGUCCGAGUCUUAGCAUUUCUCGAGAUAAUCUUUCGGACAUCUCCGAAGUUGACUCGUCAAUAAUCUCGUCGUCCCAGGGUUCGAUAUUUUCUCAGUGGAAAGUAAUCUGGGCAGAUAUCAAGAAGACUCUGUUUCCAACUAUCGGUGAAUUCAGUGAAAAAACGCCUCUGAACAGAUUCAUUAGUAUCCUGGCAGUACCUACAGUAUUGCUUCUGACAGUCACCAUCCCAGUUAUUGAAAUUGACCAUCCUGACGAAGACUAUGCGAACGGCAGUGAUCAUGACGUUCCCAUCCUCCGCGUUGACACUUCGAGCCUAGAUGGUCACGAUAAUGCGGGAGAUCAUGAGGAUAACGAAUCUGGCAAGCCACUCUAUAAAGGUUGGAGCAAGUGGCUACUCUGUGUCCAAUGCCUAUGUUCGUCCAUUGUGGUGUACUCUAUGAAUUCUUUUGACUCUGAGAAUUUUUCCAACGGUCUCUCUGCUGCAGUAAUUACCGGAUUGGUGUUAUUUUUGGGUAUAUAUUAUUUCACGGAGAGCAAUUCGGCUCCCACAAAGCUUCUUCCCAUUCUUUGCUUCGCCGGUUUUGGAAUCAGUAUAUCUUGGAUUUCUGCAAUUGCUGUUGAAGCGGUCGGUGUUCUAAAGGCCUAUGGCAUAAUUUUUGGCAUUAGCGAUGCCAUCUUAGGAUUAACAGUGUUCGCUUUGGGAAAUUCAUUAGGAGACUAUGUGUCGAACGUCACAGUAGCCAAAAUGGGUUAUCCUAUGAUGGCUAUCAGUGCGUGUUUUGGGAGCCCGAUGUUGAAUAUCCUGGUAGGAAUUGGUGUUUCGGGCCUAAUAUUGUUGCCUGGUAUAUCUGACUACACGGACGGCGAUGCGUACGAGCUCGAGAUCGCGCCUUCCCUGAUCAUUUCCGCCGCCACCCUUUUCCUCAACCUACUGCUAUAUCUAGUAUGGGUCCCUUAUAGUGGCUGGAGAAUGACAAGAGUAAUUGGAGCUGCUAGUAUUGGAUUGUGGGCACUGGGAACUAGCAUAAAUCUCGUCCUCGAAGUUGUCUCGUCAUAAUACGUCUCCAUUUCGAACGACAUUGGCUUUUUUUCUACAUAUUUUUCUGAAGGUUUCGUGGAAUUUGGAAAGUAUUUAUUAUCUGUACAUAAGAGUUGUUUAGUGUAUUUUUAUAUUGUCGUUGGUUAAAUGCAUGGCAU